Molecule: messenger RNA, 2104 nt
Organism: Pararge aegeria (speckled wood butterfly)
Lineage: Eukaryota; Metazoa; Arthropoda; Insecta; Lepidoptera; Nymphalidae
Gene: ais
Product: probable ATP-dependent RNA helicase DDX52
Exons: 12
Coding region: 98-2077 (659 amino acids)
Biological process (GO): maturation of SSU-rRNA
Molecular function (GO): nucleic acid binding; ATP binding; RNA helicase activity
Source: RefSeq, a predicted model, not a curated record
GUCAAAUUCAGUAUUGUUUGGUUGGAUAUUGAUAGUUACAUAUGCACGUGUACUACAAUAUCAAUUUAAAUGCUAAAUUCAAUAAAUUAGUACAACUAUGGACGCAUAUGAUAUAUUCAAAAAACUGACAAAAGGUCUAAAGUUUAAACAACGACCUUUGGGUACAAAGAACCAACAAAAGCAAACUAUUCCAUCAGCACUAAGGAUAGAAAAAGAUGUAAAAGAAGAAAAACUUAUACAAUACAAUAUUGACUCACAAAAUAACUCAGGAUCUGAUAAUGAAAAUGAUGAUAUUAUUUUGGGGUCUGGAAACGAAAAUGAUACAAAUGACUCAGUGUCUGAAAAUGAAUAUGAUGAAAAAAAAGCUGAUUCUGAAAAUGGACAUAAUUGUGCACUAGGUACAAAACUGGAGGGGAGUUUAGAGGAGGACUGUGAGUUACAGUUAGUUGCAGGUGUUACUGUAGAAAAAAAGAUGAAAAAUAAGAGUAAACUGGACCCUGUAGAGCUAAAGAAGAAACUAGAGCUAGAAGAGCAAAACCAUUUCCGCAAUUUGCAUGGCAUCAAAGCGAUAGGACGUCACAUACCAAAAGCUUUAGAAGAUUUCACCGAUGUUGUAACCAGAUAUAAAGUCGCACAGACAUUAAUUGACACAGUAGUACAAUGUGGAUAUUCAGAGCCUACGCCGAUACAACGACAGGCCAUUCCUUGUUUAUUAGAGGGACGCCAAAUUGUAGCUUGCGCGCCGACGGGGUCUGGUAAAACUGCAGCUUUCCUGGUACCAUUGUUGCAUUUACUGGGGGCUCCUUCCGGCGGCCCGAGAGCCCUGGUGCUAUGCCCAACGAGGGAACUGGCUCAUCAGAUAUACCGUGAAGCACUCAGACUGUCCGCGUCAACUCAACUUAGGUGCACUGUUAUUAAAAGUGUAAAAGAAAGCAAGAUAAAGGAACGGGAGAAUACUAUAAGGAAAAGCGAUUUAGUAAUAAGCACACCAAAUCGCUUGUGCUACCUGCUCAGUCAGGAAAAUGUAGGCGUCAAUUUGGAAAAGGUGCAGUGGCUAAUCAUCGACGAGGCGGACAAAAUGUUCGAGGGCUCCACAGAGGAAGUAAACACAUUCCGCCAGCAACUGGGAGUCAUCAUUGCCGCCUGCAAAGCUCGGCUCUCUAAGUUCAGCGCCACGCACACGCCAGCGAUCGCGAAGUGGGCCCGCCACAAUAUGAAAGGACUCAUCAACGUCACUGUCGGACUCAGAAAUGCUGCAGCUACGUCAGUGGAACAGGAGCUUCUGUUUUGUGGAAACGAGAAUGGAAAACUGGUCGCGUUCAGACAGUUAGUGCAAAAGGGGCUCAAACCGCCUGUCUUAGUGUUCGUUCAGAGUAAGGACCGCGCCAAGCAGCUAUUCAAAGAGCUGAUCUACGACGGCAUCAAUGUGGACGCCAUUCACGCGGACAGGACGCAGGCGCAGCGCGACAACGUAGUGCGCAGUUUCCGCGUGGGACGCAUAUGGGUGCUGAUUUGCACGGAGCUGAUGGGGCGCGGAAUCGAUUUCCGCGGCGUCAACCUCGUCGUGAACUACGACUUCCCGCCCUCCGCUAUAUCCUACAUCCAUAGGAUAGGUCGAGCGGGGCGCGCGGGUCAGACGGGCCGAGCGAUAACGUUCUUCACCCAGGACGAUGUGGUCAACCUUAGGAGUAUCGCGUCAGUAAUGAAGCAGUCCGGUUGCGAGGUGCCGCAGUACAUGCUGACUCUGAAGCAAAACGCCAGUCGAAGGAAGAAUCUGCUGAAGAAGGCCCCGCAUCGAGAUCAAAUCUCCACCCGACUGGAGAAGCCAGAGAAGAGGAAACUAGACGAGAAGACAGAUAAGAACGACACCGGUAAAUCUAAAGACACAGUUGCAAUCAAAAAUAGCAAAAGUAACAAGCAAAGGAAAGUUGACACCGGAGAAUCCAAGACACAGCGAGGCGUUAAAGAAAAGAGAGUUAAAGAAAAAGACAGCAAGAAGGGAGUCAAGAAAACUAAUAAGUUGGGAAAAACUAAAAGGAAAAAGAAGAAUUUUUCGAAAGCUGCUGUAAAAAAAUGAUAAUAAAUUUAUGAUAGCUUACUGAUA